AUGAUACAAAGUCCAAAAUGGACAUUGGAGAUGAGAUCAAAAGUGAAAAGUUGUUGCUUUUAUCACAACAUCAUAAUUCAUGUUUCAACUCUAGUCAGAAAUCUAUGUAGUAAAGAGUUUUCACAUGCUUUAUAUGCGCAUGUGUUUGUUACAGCUUCCACGUACUAUCAGUUCAGUCGUGUAAUAUUUGUAGACAAAAAUAUCUUUUUAAAAGCUUCGUUGGCGGUUAUCAGAAAUAUUUCGGAAACGGUCACUUGA
Messenger RNA from Clunio marinus, 258 nucleotides. Lineage: Eukaryota; Metazoa; Arthropoda; Insecta; Diptera; Chironomidae. The record is from the annotation of a GenBank genome assembly.